This is a messenger RNA of Arabis nemorensis, 1155 nucleotides long. Lineage: Eukaryota; Viridiplantae; Streptophyta; Magnoliopsida; Brassicales; Brassicaceae. The record is from the annotation of a GenBank genome assembly.
AUGCAUUCGCCUCUGGAGACUCAGCAGCCGGAGCGAUGCUGUCCGAUGACUUCGACGGUAUCGGAGAUCGAGGAGGUUAUACCCGAGGAAUCCGAUAGAACGACUCUUCUUAACGGCUCUAACGGAUUUUCUUCACCGGAAUCGGUUCGCCGUCGAGUGAUUGGGAAGUCUCCGGUGAACGGAGGACAACGUCGGAAUAUUUUCCGGCAGCAAUCGUUCGGUCGCGAUAUCGGUCACGCGGCAGCUGAGACUUACCUAAUUACUGGACUCAGCUUCAAACUUCUUCGAUACCUCGGGCUGGAUCUGUACUUACCAAGCAAUAAUGAUGGCAUGAAGCCGGUUGUGGUUUUUGUGACCGGUGGAGCUUGGAUUAUUGGGUACAAAGCUUGGGGCUCGCUCCUGGGAAUGCAGCUAGCAGAAAGGGAUAUCAUUGUAGCAUGUGUUGACUACAGGAACUUUCCUCAGGGAACAAUUAGUGAUAUGGUGACAGAUGCUUCUCAAGGAAUUUCAUUUGUCUGCAAUAACAUCUCUGCAUUUGGAGGUGACCCCAACAGGAUCUAUCUGAUGGGGCAAUCAGCUGGUGCCCAUAUAGCUGCAUGUGCUUUAUUGGAACAGGCUACUAAAGAAUCCAAAGGAGAGAGCAUCUCCUGGAAGGUUUCCCAGAUAAAAGCUUAUUUCGGAUUGUCCGGAGGGUACAAUCUAUACAAUUUGGUUGACCACUUCCAUAAUCGAGGCCUGUAUCGCUCGGUUUUCCUAAGCAUAAUGGAAGGAGAAGAGUCCUUUGACAAAUUCUCACCGGAAGUAAGAUUGAAAGACCCAAUUGUUGGAAAAGCCGCAUCUCUGUUGCCUCCUAUUAUACUUUACCAUGGAUCCUCAGAUUAUUCCAUACCAUCCGACGAAAGCAAAACUUUUGCAGAGGCUCUCCAAACAGUUGGAGCCAAAGCGGAGCUUAUUUUAUACAGCGGAAAGACACAUACCGACUUAUUUCUUCAGGAUCCCUUAAGAGGCGGUAAAGACGAACUCUUUGAUGACAUAGUCUCUGUGAUACACGCGGACGACAAUGAUGCGCUGGCCAAAGACUCAUUGGCUCCUCCCAGAAAGCGUCUUGUCCCAGAGUUGUUGCUGAAACUGGCUCGUGAGGUUAGCCCCUUCUGA